Cantharellus anzutake is the source of this 2898-nucleotide messenger RNA. RefSeq lists its product as uncharacterized. The coding region runs from base 1 to 2898 and encodes 965 amino acids. The record is from RefSeq and is a predicted model, not a curated record. The transcript is spliced from 13 exons. NCBI's taxonomy places the organism in Eukaryota, Fungi, Basidiomycota, Agaricomycetes, Cantharellales, Hydnaceae. Gene Ontology annotation, molecular function: protein binding.
AUGGACGAGGAGAAAGUUGCUCCUGUCAAAUUUGAAGACGAGGAGGAAGAACUUCCAUUCGAUGUUGAGAAAUUCAAUACAUUCUGCGGGUCAGUGGAAGUUCCAAUGGAUUCGAUAAUUAUACUCACUAGAAAGGCUCGUGGCAGAAAGCUUUUGUCCCUCAAUCAUGCACUCCGAGAAUUUACGACUGCGAUUCGUGAACUCGGGUCAUUUUCUCUGCUCGUUGAGUACGCCUAUGAGGUGCGAAAGUACCUUGCACGGGUUCUACGCGUCUUCCGCGAGAAUGCAGCCGAUCUUUUUCCCAAUGCGCGUCUCGAGGAGCCCGGAGAGAUUGUUCCUGCGGAUCACAUACCGUUACGUCCGCCACGCUCCAAAGCGGGGCCAGCACGAAAGCUACGCAAAAAGAACCUGCUUCACGACGAAAGAGAUGAUGGGGGUAGGAUCCCUGAGUUGCUGCGAUCACUUGCAUAUGCAUUCCAGGCCUUUCGUGUGUGCUUGAACCAGAUCCCCGACAUUCCGGACGAGGCUAUAAAUCCUUCAAUCGUUAGCUUUUACGCUGACCUAAGAUAUUGGUCAACGACACUGGAACAAUAUACAGGGCAGUUCCGAUCACCGUCCGUGCAACGGUAUCUGAACGAUUUGACGGGUGAGAUGUGCCAACAUUUUGAUGGUCUCACGGAGGCGCUUGUUGAUUUCAAGAAGUAUGGGAUAUCAAGGGUCCGCGAAGCCCAGCGUCGCGGUGCUGAAGGCAUCUCGAAUCGUUCAACUGUAGCAGCACUUGUGGCUGGGGUCGCCGCCACUGCAAUACAGUUCAGCUACACGGCACCCCCAACAAGGACGAACAAGGCGGUGAAUUUUUGCUGGGUUACAGCACUCCUCUUCUCGCUAGCAAGUGCAAUUAACAGCCAACUCGCAUACUAUUGGCGUACGGCGAUUUACCAAACAUCACGAUCUUACAUGCCUUUCUACAUCAGCGUCUGGAUAAACCUUACACCGCUCUUGCUCCUUGUGCUAUCCGGCCUUGCCUUUAUGAUUGGCUUGAUUUGUUUUACAUUCUCCUACUUCAGCCAGGCUCGAUUUAUAGCGAUCUUCGUGACUGUGUGCACGUCCCUUUUGUCUGCGGCUUUCCUCAUGGUUAUGGUCUGGCUGAUGCGUGAAGGGGAUAAGGGGAGGGCACGGAGGAAAAGCGCAUUAGAGGCACGUAUCGAGGCUACUUUCCCCUCGAGGUUCGCCCCACUCGAUUGGCUAACAGAUGCGGCCAUGCUUGUGCCUUCCGGAGCGGGUAACUUGAUCCGAGCGGCCAAUCAGUGGAAGUCUCAGCAUCCAGGGGCAGGUGUGUUUAAUAUCGAUGACCCCUCCGUCCCGAAUGUCAGUGCCGCUCCGGGUAGCCAGCCAGUGCUAUCACGUCAACCAUCACCCGCUGGUGAUACGCGGCGUGAUGUGAACGAUUCUGCCUCGCAUGUUGCUCCCAGGGAGUCUGGUGACCUCGGCGGUGCGGAGCAAGGCACAUCGAGGGCGGAAUUGCCUCCUGAAGGCGCUCUGCCUCACCUUCCGAGUCAGAGCGUUGCACCCACACCUCGGCGAAUCCGAACAUUCAAGAAUUUGGUGAACAGGAUUGUUCAACAGAACCAGACAUCUAGCGGCGCUUCACGGAGUCCAGUGGUAGCUCCUUCUAAGUCCCCCCACGAGGGGGUAGCCCAGAGCAUUUCUGAGAUGAGACAAAAAAAUUUCCACCCGCCGGGGGUUAUCACGGAGUCUCUCAAGACCUGGAUUACUAUACAAUCUUGGAAGCAAAAUGACGGUGCGGUUCAACAUUUGCAGUUUAGUCCGAACGGAAGGUAUCUACUGUGUUCAUGGGAGCGAAGAACGGUCAUCCGCUCGGUCGAUGAAUCGAUCAUGAUUCCUGCAAGAAUGUUGGAAGGCAAAGAUACCUACAAUCAAGUCGUGUGGUCGCCGAAUAGCAAGUAUCUUCUGACACGGACCGCCCGCAAUAUCAAAAUUUGGAAGGCGGAGGAUGGUACUUGUCAAAAGACGAUUGACCGGCGUCAGGACCUUCAAUCUGUCUGCUGGAUGCCAAAUAGCCGCUCCUUCCUUUAUGUGGACGAGACAUUUAUUUACAUCUCAGACGUGGGAAAAGACAAUGAUCGGGUUUUGUCUAAUCCCCGCUUGGAGCACAUGCGUCUUGCUGUUGCCCCAGACUCGACUAAGCUUGUCGUUGUUGGUACGUUGCAGUCCGCAAAUGGAUGGGAACCCUUGAAGUCCCGCCCCGAAAAGCAAAUCAUUGUCUAUAACCUAGGCGAUCUGAAAAGAGUAUCUCUUUAUCAUCAGGCACCCUUCCUCGAUUCAAUUUCUGAUGUGACUUUGUCAAUAUCUGGUGAUCUCGUACUGAUCAGUUACGAUGACAGGUCUCCACACCGCCUCCUCCAAAUCAAGACUGAUACUAGCCAACCGCGCCUUGUCCGCCGAUGCACAUAUGUCACUCCCAAAAGGAUUGACUUCAUUGGACCUGCUCAGUUUGGUGAUGUUUCUGCGGCGGUCGAAACAGCACGAGAUCUUUUCGUUUUACACGGUGAGAUAUACAUUUGGGAUCGCCAAACGGGUCAAUUGUUGCACACCUUACAUACUUCAGAGGAUGGGCUCCAGCUGAAUUGCAUGGCGUGGAAUCAGGCUGGCGAGAACCAACUCAUGUUAGCUGCUGGGGCUCGUGAUGGAACAGUCCGUAUCUGGACAGCGUCGUUGCCGCUGCCACCCCAACAGAACCCGCUCGUGGAGGUCCCAGAAAUCGAGAAGCCUCCUCAAGGUGAAGGCGACCCUUCACCCACAGCUAUUGUUGAAGGAACUAGUGGAGAUAUUCAAGAGGUGGUCGUACCUGUACGAUUCCCAGAGGAUAUAGUAUAA